UGAAAAAUUUCCCAAUUUAAAAAAAAUUAGCAACCCUGGGACUAAACGACUGCGUCAUGCGCAUGACGUGCAUAUUGCACACCUUCAAUGCGAGACGCGCCUACUAUGUUACUCUAGCGUGCUGUAAAACUGUGACAGCGCAUGUGCAGUCCCGAAGUUGUCUCACGCGGCCGUAGCUGCCACCGUUUGUAAACACGACUAUAAUCACAUCUUUUGAUUCAUAUUACAUUCAAUUGUUACAAAUUCUUAUCAAAUCCAAAGCAAACAUAAAACAGAUGAGAUAAGCGCAAGACUGAAGCAACCAAUGACCGUGUUUGUGGUUUGAAUUUUGGUAGUAAGUGCAGCAGUGAGCUUUCGGCAAUGGUUUGGACGCGACCGGAAAAACCUGCGAUACCCAAUGUGUGGUACACCUUUCAGGCGAAAGACGCCGAUAGUGACCAUCUGGUGACCUACCGGGUCGAGGAUUUGACCGAGGAUCGCCACGAGGACAUGAUACAGCAUUAUCUGGACAACUUCCUGGACGAUGAACCGUUCUGUCAGAACAAACAAAUUUCGAAGGAUGAACUUGCGUUGAAGGAAAUGAGAUCCUUUUAUCAGUGGUGUUUCAACGAAAGGAUGACCAUUGUCUGCUAUAAGAACGGAUCGGAUGAGAUUAUCGGUGGAAAUCUGCUUCACGUCAAAGGAUACGAAAAAUUGGCCGAUUUCGAUUUGAAAAGUGAAUCAAUUCGAGAUAUUAUACUGGCAAACGACUACAUGACCGAUCAGUUCAAAAUCCAUGAGCACUACGGCGUCGAUCAGUACUUGACCGCGUAUGGAUUGGCCAUUAACCGAUGCUACCGUGGACGGGGCAUUGCAACGGAAAUGCUGAAGGCUCGCGUUCCGAUGUGCCGGACUUUCGGGAUUAAGCUGACGGCAACGAAUUUUACCGCGCUUGGGUCACAACUGGCGGCGGCCAAGGCCGGUUUCGAGACGAACUUUGAAAUGUCGUUUGAAGACUUUGCCAAGUUGGGCCCAAGAUACUCAUUUCCCGGAAUUCAAUCGAAAAGUUUGAAACUGAUGAGUUUAAGAAUCGAAUGAAAAUAGAAUAAAGAUAGUAAAUCCGAUACCAAGUAUGAUAGUUUGAUAA
Molecule: messenger RNA, 1126 nt
Organism: Malaya genurostris
Lineage: Eukaryota; Metazoa; Arthropoda; Insecta; Diptera; Culicidae
Exons: 3
Coding region: 361-1077 (238 amino acids)
Molecular function (GO): N-acetyltransferase activity
Source: RefSeq, a predicted model, not a curated record